Molecule: messenger RNA, 348 nt
Organism: Rosa chinensis
Lineage: Eukaryota; Viridiplantae; Streptophyta; Magnoliopsida; Rosales; Rosaceae
Product: ribonuclease 1
Exons: 3
Coding region: 1-348 (115 amino acids)
Biological process (GO): RNA catabolic process
Cellular component (GO): extracellular region
Molecular function (GO): ribonuclease T2 activity; RNA binding
Source: RefSeq, a predicted model, not a curated record
AUGUCUAUAUUUAAUCGGCCGUCGCUGGCCUGCCCGAGCUGCAACAGUACGCAGCUUUGGGCCGAAGAAUGGAAAAAACAUGGCACUUGCUCACAGUCCGUCCUUCAUCAGUACAAGAAUCCAAGCGCGCAGAUGGGAAAGUUUAACUUAAACAGUCUAAUUAUAAAUAAUCUGCAAUCAUCAUUUGGCUUACGCAGUGUAGGGAUAGAAUGCAAUGAAGAUGCACAUGGUAAUAGCCAGUUUUCCCAAGUUUAUCUUUGUAUAGACCCUUCUGGUUAUUCUCUCACUGACUGUCCAGUGCUGCCAGAUGCAAAAUGUUCCAACAGUGUGGUGUUUCCUUCCUUUUAG